AUGGGCGCCAAGGAGGGAAAGGCCGGUAAGGUGAGCUUCCAGCUCAAGACGGCCAAAGGAACCCGUGACUGGCAGGGUAUCGACAUGAACCUGCGGGACUCGAUCUUCUCCAAUGUCGCCGACGUCUUCAAGCGCCACGGCGGUACGGCCCUUGACACGCCCGUCUUCGAACUGAAGGAGAUCCUAGCCGGGAAGUACGGCGAGGACUCGAAGCUCAUUUACGACCUGGCCGACCAGGGUGGAGAGAUCUGCGCCUUGAGAUACGAUCUGACCGUGCCGUUUGCGCGUUGGUUGGCGAUGAACUCGACGAUACAGAACAUUAAGCGCUACCACAUCGCUAAGGUCUACCGACGUGAUCAGCCGGCUGUGGCCAAAGGACGUAUGCGCGAGUUUUAUCAGUGUGACUUCGAUAUCGCCGGUACCUACGACGCCAUGAUCCCUGACGCCGAGAUCGUGCGUAUCAUUGUCGAUGUGUUUGAAGCCCUCGGACUUCGGGAAGAUAUCACAAUCAAGAUCAACCACCGGAAGAUCCUGGACGGUCUGUUCACGGUGGCGGGUGUGCCGGAGGAUAAGAUCCGCAGCAUCAGCUCGGCUGUUGACAAGCUGGAUAAAUCGCCGUGGGAAGAAGUCAAGAAGGAGAUGGAGGAAAAGGGCCUGUCGCCCGAGGUUGCCGACAAGAUCGGAGAAUACGUGAAGCUAAGCGGGGGUCGCGAACUCGUCGACACCUUGAAGGCGGACGCUCAAGUCUGCGCGAACGAGCACGUCAAGAAGGGUCUUGACGACAUGGAACUCCUCUUCAAAUACCUAGAAGUGUUCAAGGUGACGGAUAAGCUGUCCUUUGAUCUCUCCCUUGCCCGCGGCCUCGACUACUACACCGGUCUGAUCUUCGAGGUCGUCACUCCCCUUUCCUCCGCCGACGGCUUCAACGCGAACAAGACGAAAUCUUCCUCGAAACCCAAGAAGAGCAAGGACAACGAUGAAGAUAGAUCCAACGACAACACCAUCGGCGUGGGUAGUGUCGCCGCUGGCGGUCGAUAUGAUAACCUGGUCAACAUGUUCGCUCCCAAGCGUCAGAUCCCUUGUGUCGGUGUGUCGUUCGGAAUUGACCGUAUCUUCACCAUCAUGAAGCAACGGCUCGAGAAGGAGCAGCAGGAGGGCAAUGCUACGAUCCGACCCAACGAAGUCGAGGUCUUCGUCAUGGCAUUCGGUGGCAAGGGAUUCAACGGCCUCCUGCUCGAGCGGAUGUCGGUUGCCGAUCAGCUCUGGAAAGCGGGCAUCAAGGCUGAAUAUACCGCGUCGGUCAAGCCGCGACUCCCUGCGCAGUUCAAGCAGGCUGAAAACGGAGGCGUGCCGCUUGCCGUCAUCCUCGGCGAGGACGAGGUCGCCGCGGGCAAGGUUAAGCUGAAGGUCCUUGGCCUGCCUGACGGUCACCCCGAGAAGGACGGCCGUUUGAUCUCCAGAGACGAUCUGGUUUCGGAGGUCAAGAAGGCGCUCCAGCAGAGUUCUUAG
Molecule: messenger RNA, 1509 nt
Organism: Aspergillus melleus
Lineage: Eukaryota; Fungi; Ascomycota; Eurotiomycetes; Eurotiales; Aspergillaceae
Gene: HTS1
Product: histidine--tRNA ligase
Exons: 4
Coding region: 1-1509 (502 amino acids)
Biological process (GO): histidyl-tRNA aminoacylation; mitochondrial translation
Cellular component (GO): cytoplasm; mitochondrion
Molecular function (GO): ATP binding; histidine-tRNA ligase activity
Source: RefSeq, a predicted model, not a curated record